CUGGAGUACAGCCACAGCUACGAGGAGAGAAGCCUCUUGACCAAGAGCAGCCUGUUUUCGCCCCUGAAAGACGCGGAGCUGAUCUCCCCGCCGGAGCCUGCCACCCAGGGCAGCCUGGGGAGCCCCGGCGGUGCCGUACAGCAAAAAGGGUCCUACCUGAAUUUUUGUGAUGCGUCCUGCGAGAGCGCAGCGCACGGGCAGGCUCUGGAGGUGGCGGCUGAGCGGCCCGUCUCCUACGUUGCAAACUAUGUGUCGCCCGACUCUUCCAGCGAGCAGGUUUAAAAAGCCACUGACUCCAAAGCCUCCUUCGAGGCGCACGUCAGAGAAAAGUUUAACAGGAUGGUAGAGGCCGUGGACAAAACGAUUGAGAAGCGAAUCGACAAGCUUACCAAAGAGCUGGCCCAGAAGACGGCAGAGCUGCUGGAGGUGCGGGCAGCUUUUGUGCAGCUGUCCCAGAAGAAGCAGGAGGUGCAGCGGCGGGAGCGGGCCCUGAGCAGGCAGGUGGACGUGGCAGUGGAGAUGAUCGCAGCCUUGAAGCAACGCCUCACCGAGUCCGAGGAGGAGCUUCACCGGAAAGAGGAGUAA
Cariama cristata (Red-legged seriema) is the source of this 585-nucleotide messenger RNA. Its product is annotated as protein ZNF365-like. Lineage: Eukaryota; Metazoa; Chordata; Aves; Cariamiformes; Cariamidae. Gene Ontology annotation, biological process: telomere maintenance; regulation of double-strand break repair via homologous recombination; regulation of neuron projection development. The transcript has a single exon. The annotation marks the transcript as partial. The record is from RefSeq and is a predicted model, not a curated record. Gene Ontology annotation, cellular component: centriolar satellite.